Messenger RNA from Cyclocybe aegerita, 447 nucleotides. Lineage: Eukaryota; Fungi; Basidiomycota; Agaricomycetes; Agaricales; Hemipholiotaceae. The record is from the annotation of a GenBank genome assembly.
AUGCCCGUCGGCGAGUACUCGUUGCGCCUUCAACACGGAAUCCGUGGAGGCUUCGCCCCACCCACUCCCAACGCGAUCCACACCAUCACACAACCCCUGAAUAGCAACACCCUCACCAUCGCCUCCGCCAUUCGGCUUUCCGGAACGCCAUCGCUCCAGGAGAUCGCGCCUAAGUUCGUCUCCUCUACUGAGGAAUCCACGGCUGCGCUCGUCGAAGAGCUUCACGGCAUCCUGAAGACGCUGCCCACGGAGAGCCCCCCAGGCAGUGAAGAUAUCUAUGGUUUGGACACAAGCAUCGCGUGGGGGAGCGACGACCUGCAGUGGAUGAACGGCGCGCCAGAGGGGUGCACGGGCGGCACAAGCACGGUGCAGCCGACGGAGGAGGAGAAGAAGAAGUUCAAGAGGGCAGUUGAAAUUGUCAAUGAGCUCGUGAAGAAGGAAGCAUAG